GCAAGUUUAUGGGGAAAGUUGAGCACUGCGCGGAGCCGGGCGGUGGCUGGGGCAGGCAGGAGGGCCAGAUCCCGAUUUCCCUGCUGCUCUUCAGGUGGCCUGACGCUGACAGAGGCAAAAAUCUGCUAACUCAGGGGGCAGACUCAACCAGGGCUGCAAGCAGACCUGGGGGAUGACCCCCCGAUCUCGAACCAGCGCCUUCCACGGCUGCACGGCUGUCUCCACCUGUCCCUGCCUCCGUGCCUGGCCCUUGCCCUGUCCCUCGCUAGCAUCACCCUUACCUGUGCCACAUGGGCCCUCUGUCUCCUACCAGGACCAUGCGCCUCUGGGGGCCUCGGAGCCUGGGGGUGGCUCUGGGAGUCUUCAUGACCAUCGGAUUUGCCCUCCAGCUCUGGGGGGGCCCGUUCCAGAGGAGGCUACCAGGCCUGCAGCUCCGACAGCCCUUGGCCCCAUCCCUGGGAUCAGGAUCAGCUGUUUCAUCCUGCCUGCCCCAGCAGCGACUUGUGUUCCUGAAGACGCAUAAAUCUGGGAGCAGCUCUGUGCUGAACCUGCUUCAUCGCUACGGGGACCGACACGGACUGCGCUUCGCCCUCCCUGCCCGCUACCAGUUCGGCUACCCAAGACUUUUCCAGGCUUCUCGGGUCAAAGGCUACCACCCUCAGGGGGGAGGUGCCAAGCCCCUUUUCCACAUCCUUUGUCAUCACAUGAGGUUCAACCUGAAAGAGGUACUUCGGGUCAUGCCUUCUGACAGCUUCUUCUUUUCCAUUGUCCGAGACCCAGCAGCUCUGGCCCGCUCUGCUUUCUCCUACUAUAAAUCCACCUCAUCGGCCUUCCGCAAGGCGCCAUCUUUGGCUGCCUUCCUGGCCAAUCCUCGAGCCUUCUACCGACCUGGGGCCCGUGGGGACCACUAUGCCCGCAACUUGCUCUGGUUUGACUUUGGACUCCCCUUCCCCCCAGAGAUGAAGACCGAGAGAGGGAAUCCUCAUGCACCUAGAGACCCCAACCUCCCACAGCUGAAUGUUUUGCCUUCUGGCACUGGGCCCCGAGCCCACCACCCUCUGGAUCCCAAAGCUGUCUUCCAUCCUGCUCCCACAGUGGCUGGUGGUCACGGCCAGACAUCCAGCCCUGCCUCUUUAGAUUUGAGAUCUUCGUCCUUCCUCCAGUGGAGUCUGGCCUGGCUGGACUCUGUCUUUGAUCUGGUCUUGGUGGCCGAGUACUUUGAUGAGUCGUUGGUUCUACUGGCAGAUGCCCUGUGCUGGGGUCUAGAUGACGUGGUGGGCUUCAUGCACAACGCCCAGGCUGGAGGUGAGCAGGGCAGAGGCGCUGUCAGCAAUGGUGGACUGACCGCUGAGGAUAGGCAGCAGACUGCACGGGCCCGAGCCUGGAACCACUUGGACUGGGCUCUCUACGUUCACUUCAACCACAGCCUGUGGGCACGGAUAAAUCAAUACGGCCAGAGCCGGCUGGAGAGUGCUGUGGCACAGCUCCGGGCUCGCCGAGAGGCCCUGGCUAAACAUUGUCUAGAGGGGGGAGAGGCUUUAGACCCCAAAUAUAUCACUGACCGACGGUUCCGUCCUUUCCAGUUUGGGUCAGGUAAGGUUUUGGGCUAUGUACUUCGGAGUGGACUGAGUGCCGCAGACCAGGAGGAGUGUGAGCGCCUGGCUACCCCUGAGCUACAGUACAAGGACAAGCUAGAUGCCAAGCAGUUUCCCCCAACAGUCUCUCUGCCCCUUAAAACUCCAAGGAUACUCUCCCCCCAGGCAUCAGACCAGUCUUAGGCUGAAGAGCAGUGAAGCCACGAGGGCACACAUAAUUGAAUAUGGGGCAGCCAGAUGCCAUUUCUGCUUCCCCCGAAAGCAUGUUAGUGCCCUAGAGGUUGAAUGAAACCUUGCACGGACGUGGGCACCAAGUCUUCCAGCCUGUAUCAAGGCAUUCCAGGCAUUCAGCCCCUUGCAAUACUCCCUCCCUGCCUGUUUUGUCCCUUCCCUUUUCCAACCCCCUGGCAGGUCCUGAUAGCACUCUCAAAGAUCCUCCGGAGGAGCAAAUCAUGGAGUAAGCCAGGAAAAAAUGCAUCCAUUUCUCUGAGUUAUUUGGUUCUGGACUAUGCCCAUUUCACUGUGAAAUGUUUGUUGAAUGAAUAAAUAAUUUGAGCCU
Messenger RNA from Lutra lutra (Eurasian river otter), 2154 nucleotides. RefSeq names its product galactose-3-O-sulfotransferase 4 (gene GAL3ST4). NCBI's taxonomy places the organism in Eukaryota, Metazoa, Chordata, Mammalia, Carnivora, Mustelidae. Gene Ontology annotation, cellular component: membrane. Gene Ontology annotation, biological process: glycolipid biosynthetic process. The record is from RefSeq and is a predicted model, not a curated record. Bases 291 to 1778 code for a protein of 495 amino acids. Gene Ontology annotation, molecular function: galactosylceramide sulfotransferase activity. The transcript is spliced from 4 exons.